GCUCUCGGCCUACUCGGGGGCGCGAGAUAGGCCAGCCGAGGCGGAUUAGGGUUGCGCGCAGGCGCCGUAGCGUAUAGAGGGGUCUUGUUGCGGUCGGUCAUGUCGGUGCAGGAGGAUCCGGUACAGCGAGAGAUUCACCAGGACUGGGCGAACCGAGAGUACAUCGAAGUGAUCACCAGCUCCAUUAAGAAGAUCGCGGACUUCCUCAAUUCCUUCGAUAUGUCCUGCCGUUCCCGCCUGGCCACUCUCAAUGAAAAGCUGACAGCGCUGGAGAGGCGGAUUGAAUACAUCGAGGCCCGGGUAACAAAAGGUGAAACACUGACAUAGGCAUGCUGGUGGCUGGCAGGGAGCCAACCUAGACAAGAAUGUGAUGCUGUCUACAGAGCUGAUGAUCAGACAUCAAAUUUCUUCAUUACUUAAUAUGGGUGGGAGUUACACUUGUUUCUACCCCUUGGGAAGCUGCAUCCCACAUUUGGAGUCUGUGACUUUGUGCAGGUGAUUCCAGCUGGAACAGCUACAUUGUACAAGAGCAUGUUUAAUUAAUGUCAUUUUAUACAAGCAGAUUCAUACAGUUCAUGCCCUGCAUCUUUGCAAAGCCCUCUUGCUUUGCAGCAAUAGAAUCUUUAUUGAACCAAAUCUUACGUUCUGGGAACACAAUUUUAUUUUAUUUUUAAAUCUAAACAAAUCAGAAUGUGGGAACUGUGCAUAGUGGGUGGUCAUAGUGGCAGCUUCAAUAUACAUACAAAGCCUUCUGCAACUGGCUUUCAUUGUGGAUGGUAGCAAAUAACGCAUUGCUGCAGUUGCUCAACUGAAUAAACGUACAGUAUGAAUUGGGGUUCGGGUGGGGGAGAGAUCAUGUGCCAAGGGAGGGGUGGCUCUGUUUUCUAAAUAUUUUGUAUACUCUAAUGUAACUUGGGAUCUCUUUUCCAUUUGUGUUUCCAAAAUAAAACCACCUCUGCUUAA
Molecule: messenger RNA, 963 nt
Organism: Eublepharis macularius
Lineage: Eukaryota; Metazoa; Chordata; Lepidosauria; Squamata; Eublepharidae
Gene: BRK1
Product: BRICK1 subunit of SCAR/WAVE actin nucleating complex
Exons: 3
Coding region: 100-327 (75 amino acids)
Biological process (GO): actin filament organization; cell motility; regulation of actin polymerization or depolymerization
Cellular component (GO): SCAR complex
Molecular function (GO): protein-containing complex binding
Source: RefSeq, a predicted model, not a curated record